This is a messenger RNA of Brugia malayi, 480 nucleotides long. It is a transcript of the gene Bma-grl-15, whose product is annotated as Ground-like domain containing protein. NCBI's taxonomy places the organism in Eukaryota, Metazoa, Nematoda, Chromadorea, Rhabditida, Onchocercidae. The coding region runs from base 1 to 480 and encodes 159 amino acids. The transcript is spliced from 2 exons. The record is from RefSeq and is a predicted model, not a curated record.
AUGAGCCACGAUGAUGGUUAUUACAUUUCCAAGAGAUCACUCCUUCUAAUCAUAUUCGUUCUAAAUUUAUCAUCUUUUAAUGCCACAGACAGUGAUAAUAUGAGAUGUAAAUGCAUAUCAGAAUCAAAAUCAAAAUGUAAAUUGACAUGUUUGGAUGGAACAAAUAAAACUGACACGAAUCACAACAUAGAAAGACGAGAAAUAGAUUAUGAGGAAGUUGAAAUUAUCGAUGAACGAAAAUGCAAUAGCAAAAGUUUGCAAAAUAUAAUGUUACAGAAUAUGGCUGGACAAACAGCAAAACAAGCAAAAACAAAAAUAAUGCGAGCAGCCGAAGCACUUCUUGGCGGUUAUUUCAACGUUAUUUGCGCUUCUGGUGAUUUCUCUUACAUUACAACAACUAGCCUUUAUUGUUUACAAUCUUUGGGUAAUAUCAAUUGUUAUGCAUUUCUUACAGGAAAUACUCGCCCAAGACUGAAGUAA